Messenger RNA from Symbiodinium sp. CCMP2456, 405 nucleotides. NCBI's taxonomy places the organism in Eukaryota, Dinophyceae, Suessiales, Symbiodiniaceae. The record is from the annotation of a GenBank genome assembly.
AUGAUGUGGCUCAGAAGCUUGUUUUCCAGUCCUUGCCGCGGUGGCUGUGGCUGCAGGAUCUUGGGUCAGAGUGUGGGGGAGCAAGGUGAAAUUUCCUUGCCGGCCCCCACCGUGGCCUUCUACGACGCUGAGCACGACGCCGACAACUUCGAAGGAGACUUCUGGUCAGACGUUCAGGGCAUGUGGUACCGACAGCACGACAAUCGUUGCAUCGGUGAGAUCUGCAAAAAUUACUUGAUCUGGCAUGUACACUGGCGCCUGGAAGACGAUUUGACAACGUUGCAAUCCGUGGCAUCUGACAUUAUCAUGUUCACUUACAAGGGGAACCAGGUCAUCGGCAGAAUCUACCGCGAUGCGCAGACUUCCAUCUAUUGGGAUGACGGCGACGUGUGGCUACGGAAGUGA